Molecule: messenger RNA, 1260 nt
Organism: Pollicipes pollicipes
Lineage: Eukaryota; Metazoa; Arthropoda; Thecostraca; Pollicipedomorpha; Pollicipedidae
Product: sphingomyelin phosphodiesterase
Biological process (GO): sphingomyelin catabolic process
Molecular function (GO): sphingomyelin phosphodiesterase activity
Source: RefSeq, a predicted model, not a curated record
CCGCCCUCCACGCCGGGCUUGAAGGUUCUGCACAUUGCCGACCUGCACCUGGACGAGCAGUAUGCAGAAGGUGCCGACAACAGCUGUCCAGAGGUGCUCUGCUGUAGGGCCGAAAACGGGUUUCCGUCUGACCCGUCGCGCAGGGCCGGCCGCUGGGGCGACUACACCCGCUGCGACUCUCCCUUCCGGCUCGUUCAGUCCAUGGUCCAUCACGCAGCAAAGCGACACAAGGACCAGCUGGCCUACAUCAUGUGGACCGGCGACAACGCGCCGCACGACAGCUGGAAGACGUCGCGCCAGGAAGUGUUGUCCUCGUGCAGCAACAUCACCGGCCUGCUGCGACAUUACUUCCCCGGCGUGCCCGUGUUUCCGGUCAUCGGCAAUCACGACUCGGCUCCAAUCAACAGUUUUCCGCCUCCCGAGGUGUGGCGGGAUGGCUUCAGCGUCGCCUGGCUCUACAGCGCCUUGGCCGACUUCUGGAAGCCCUGGCUGCCCGCCGACGCAGUCGCCACUCUGGAGAGAUACGGCUACUAUUCGGUUGGUGUUGGGCCCGGCUUCCGAGUCAUCGUCCUCAACACCAACGUGGCCUACAAACUUAACUUCUGGGUGCUGCUGACGGCGCAGCGCGACCCGUACCAUCAGCUCGAGUGGCUGGCCGGCGAGCUGCGAGCAGCCAGCAGGGCCGGCGAAAAGUGCCACGUGAUCGGGCACAUCUCGCCCGCCGACCCGGACAUUCUGCCCGCCUGGAGUCACCUGUACCGCCGCAUCAUCCACAGCUACCAAACGACUGUGACGGCCGAGUUCUUCUCUCACACGCACGUGGAUGAGGUCCAAAUAUCCAAAGACAAGAACGACGAGGCAUUCGCCGUCUCCUAUAUAGCGCCCUCUUUAUCACCCUGGAAGGACGUCAAUCCCGGCUACAAGGUUUAUACAGUAGAUGGCGCCAGGGGAGCAGACUCAACUUGGGAGCUGACGGACCUGGAGCGCUGGACCACCGACCUGGCCGACGCUAACCGCGACCCGGACCGGUACCCCCGGCUGGUUCCUGCAUGGAGCAAGGCCGUCAACGCGAUGCUGCUCAAGGACCAUCUCUUCACCAAAUACUACAGGAACCUCAGCGGGGGCUCGCGUGUGCAGGCCGACUGCGACGGUGAGUGUCGUCAGGAGGUGAUCUGCAACGUGGUGACAGCCGACCGGUCCAGCUCGCUACACUGCGACCUGGCGCGCGCCACCUACCGGGCCGGGGUCAGCCUGGCGUAA